AUGAACUCCGUGGUGGCCGUGAUGCUCGCUGAGAAUCAGUGCGGUAGUAGUCCGGUGCUUGACCUGCCUCGAGCGCCAGACACCCCAGAGUUGGUCAACGGUUCCACGAUACCCGCCUCGUUGUGCCCCCUUGAUGGUCAAAGGUUAGAGCCAACGGGCUGCGGCACGAGCAACAUCGGUCUCCAUUGUUGGAGGAAGGAGGUAGUCACAGAAGGUUUCUAA
Messenger RNA from Phytophthora nicotianae INRA-310, 222 nucleotides. RefSeq lists its product as hypothetical. The transcript has 2 exons. Lineage: Eukaryota; Oomycota; Peronosporomycetes; Peronosporales; Peronosporaceae. The record is from RefSeq and is a predicted model, not a curated record. The coding region runs from base 1 to 222 and encodes 73 amino acids.